UAUCGCGAACUGCGCUUCUUUAGGGCAGGCUGGAGCUGGUGUACGUGCCAGCUCUGCCGCGGCACGGCCAGACCUUGGGCUCUCCCGAGGACGUCCCGGUUCAUUUACUGGAAGCGCUCAGGACCGCUGGUGUUCCGGGUCCGGCCUCCGGCCACCCAUUCCUGCCGCCCGGCUGCCGCUCCCCCGAGGGACCCGGGCGGGAUUCGCUGCCCGGGAGAUCGCUUCGCCGGGACAAAACCUCCAACUGAUCCACAGAAAGCCCGGAAAGAAACAGCAGUGAUCAGACCCGAACCAAAAAUGAUAGCUGCAGGGAAAUUUUCAAGUCUUCCCAGAAAUGGCCCAGUGAACCGCCAGUUCUCAUUAGCUUCUUCCAUGGACCUUCUGACCACUAAACCUUCACCAACUGAGCAUCGCUCAAACUCCUUUCAAGGCAUCUCUAUCCAUGGCACUCUCCCCAGGAAGAAGAAGGGGACAAUUCCCCCUAGGUCUUGUGAUAUGUUUAGCCACGUGGGAACACUGCCUUACACCAGAACACACCGGCAGCUGCCACCUUUUGUACAGGAUGUUAUAGAAGAGUACCCUCCAGAAAGUGAGAAGAGCAGCAAACUCAAUAGCAGAGAUCAGAAUAUUCUGGAUCCUACUUUGGAAUAUGUUAAGUUUUCUAGGGAGAGGCAGGUUAUGGACAACAGCCCGGAAAAACUGAAGAAGGAGUUAGAGGAAGAACUGCAGCUGAGUAGUGAGGACUUGCGUAGCUAUGCCUGGUACCAUGGACGUAUUCCUCGGCAGGUGGCAGAAGACCUAGUUCAGAGGGAUGGAGAUUUUCUGAUUAGGGAUUCUCUCUCCAGUCCUGGGAACUUUGUUCUUACUUGUCAGUGGAAAAAUACCUCUCAGCAUUUUAAAAUCAACAAAACAGUUCUAAGACUCAAUGAAGCCUACUGCCGUGUUCAGUAUCAGUUUGAACUGGAAAGUUUUGACAGUAUCCCUGGCUUAGUUAGAUACUAUGUUGGGAAUCGUGCACCAAUAUCAAAGCAGAGUGGAGCAAUUAUUUUUCAGCCUAUCAACAGGACUGUGCCUCUCAGGUGUCUAGAAGAAAAGUAUGGUGUAACUCCAGUCCAACAAAAAGAGCCAAGUAGCCCUGAAGGAAAAACAGAAACUGCGAAAAGGCUGAGUCUUGGUAUAUCCAGCAUGCAAUCCCCGGAGCAGAGCAUACCCAGAGGAAAUCUUUUGAGAAACAAAGACAAAAGUGGUAGCCAGCCAGCUAGUUUGGACCAUGUUCUGGAGAAAAGAUUCCCUUUGAAGGCUCACCAGUCAGAGAGUUAUCUGCUAAUAGGUUCAAGACAUCCAUCUCGAUUACCUGAAGCAGAGACAAACUCCUGUCCAAGUUCACCUGCAUUUAGAACAGGCAGUGAACCAUCUCUAAGCCCCACAGUUGUUCAGAAACUCACCUUGGAGUCACAAGCAGGGGAAGCUCUGAGAGGAUCAGACAGUCAGCUCUGUCCAAAGCCUCCACCUAAACCCAGCAAACCCCUGAUGAAGCCCCCAGGUUCUCCUUUGGCUUCCCACAGUUCAGAAGGACACUACUGUGAACUAAACACUACCAGACAUCCUGCAACAACAAAACAACACUUAUGUCAGAAAAACAGCUACGUGGAAUAUCUGACACGAAAGGAGAAGGGAACACACUCAUUUAGGAACUCUGAAACGAGCUAUCUGAUCCUUGACGAUGAUCCUACAGUGAACCCUGCAGAUCCUUUAGAAGCUUCAACUCAGAUGGCUGAAGAGGACAUCAUCUUUUCUGCACCUGUUUUUGAGACAGUGUCUAGUUUUAAACCAAAUGAUUUUGAAUCCAUACUACUUCCUCCUGAAAACAAGCCAUUGGAAACAUCAAUGUUAAGAAGAGUUAAGGAGCUUUUCACCAACAAUAACCCAAAGAUUAUUGCACAGCAUAUUCUUCGAAUGGACUGCAAGGUGGCAAGGAUAGUAGAAGUUUCUGAAGAGAUGAGAAGGAAUAUGGGAGGGAGCUCUGGUCUUGAACUGAUUACCUUGCCUUACGGACAUCAGCUGCGCCUUGAUCUCAUUGAAAGGCACAAUACCAUGGCAAUAGGAAUAGCUGUGGAUAUCUUGGGUUGCACAGGAAAUGUAGAAGACAGAGCAGCAACAUUAAACAGAAUCAUCCAAGUUGCUGUGGAGCUGAAGGAUUCACUGGGGGAUUUAUAUGCGUUUUCUGCCAUUAUGAAAGCACUAGAAAUGCCACAGGUCAGUAGAUUAGAACAAACCUGGACUGCUCUAAGACAUCGUUAUACCCAGACUGCCAUUAUGUAUGAAAAACAGCUGAAACCAUCUUGCAAAGCUUUGCAUGAAGGACAGGAUGAGUGGAAUAAGACCAUCAGUGCUCCGCAGAACAACAUAACAGUGCCACUGCUGAUGCCUCUUCUUACCUUGAUGGAGCGCCAAGCUGUUGUUUUUGAAGGCACGGAGCUGUGGGAGAGCACUGACCAGAGUGGUGAGAUAAUGCUGCGGCACUUGGCCACGGCCCGUGCGAUAGCGCAGCAUGCGCAGAGGUUCCACCGGGCUGCGGAGCAGGCGCUGCAAGGUUUCCAGCCAGAUGAAGAGCUGAGUGAAAUCUUCAAGACAGAAUUUCAAAUGAGAUUGCUCUGGGGCAGCAAAGGAGCACAAGUUAAUCAAAGUGAAAGAUACGAGAAAUUCAACCAGAUUUUAACUGCACUUUCCCGAAAACUGGAACCUCCUCUAGUGAAGCUGGUGGAACAAUUAAGUAUAUAAGACUCUGUAAACACUAUUUAAAAUUAUAUACUUGAAAUAACCUUAGCAUUCUUCUGGCAAUUUGAUACUGCACAGACCUCUUGCAUUUCACAAGAUGUUUAGAACUUUAAAUGCACAAUGCACACUUGUUUUAAAACUACUGAUUUCUAAACAAAUUAUUUAUUUACUGUGACACCAAGUCAGUUAAUGAUCCCUUUAAACAGUUGGUUAUCCCUUUAUUUCUCCAGAGUUGCAAUGUUUUAAUGAUGCCAAUGAGUAAGGGCAUUGGCGUCUUAGUAUUAAGAUGAAGCAAACACUGUAAAUAAAAUGAUAGAUUAAGUAUCUGACAUGGCAGAAAAAACUGUUGUAUAAUAUUCCUUUAAUGAAUAUAAAACACUGUAAAUAGAAUUGUGAUUUGAAGGGUAUCUUUAUGCAAAAUAAUUUGCAUAUUUACAGAUCACAGAAACACUGCAGGUUGCAGAAAUGAUCCUUUAUCUGUGACCAUAAAACAAGGCUCAAAUGUGCCUGUGAAAGUAGAAAAUGAGUUUGUCUAUGUGUUGGGACAACUUACGUUUAAGACAGCACCUGUAGUGGUUUGGCUUUUGCUGAAGCCUGCACAACAGCUAUGCUGCCAGGAAUGAAUGAUGAAAUGACAAGAACAAACAAUCCAGAUAAUUAAAAUGCUUUCAGACAUGAGUAAAUGUGGUUGUAUGUAUGUAUUAAACUUGCUUCAUUUACUGAG
Corapipo altera (White-ruffed manakin) is the source of this 3502-nucleotide messenger RNA. RefSeq names its product BCAR3, NSP family adaptor protein (gene BCAR3). Bases 298 to 2781 code for a protein of 827 amino acids. The record is from RefSeq and is a predicted model, not a curated record. Gene Ontology annotation, molecular function: guanyl-nucleotide exchange factor activity; phosphotyrosine residue binding. Gene Ontology annotation, biological process: positive regulation of peptidyl-serine phosphorylation; small GTPase-mediated signal transduction. NCBI's taxonomy places the organism in Eukaryota, Metazoa, Chordata, Aves, Passeriformes, Pipridae. The transcript is spliced from 12 exons.